Molecule: messenger RNA, 5669 nt
Organism: Cladophialophora immunda
Lineage: Eukaryota; Fungi; Ascomycota; Eurotiomycetes; Chaetothyriales; Herpotrichiellaceae
Exons: 3
Coding region: 243-5393 (1716 amino acids)
Biological process (GO): transmembrane transport
Cellular component (GO): fungal-type vacuole membrane; fungal-type vacuole
Molecular function (GO): ATP hydrolysis activity; ATP binding; ABC-type peptide transporter activity
Source: RefSeq, a predicted model, not a curated record
GUUGACCGCGGAAGGAGGGACCACUUGGUCAACAACAACCGAGCAUGUCCUUCCAGGUCCGUCUCUGCCCAUUAUUAUUUGUUUGAGUUAUGGAUUUGACCUUGUCGCAUUUUCAUCUCGACGUGCUCUUAAUUUCUGUCCCUAUCAGUAUCUUCCAGCACUGCUUGUCCGGGUCGACAUGAAUUUUGCCAUCCCCGCAUCGGUUGAAGAGUGGUGACUGUUGUGGAAAAUCGAUUGCGGCGAUGUUCGCGCAUUGCAGUAGCCCGAUAUGGCGGGUUGACGACUUGUCUGCAUGCUUCCAAGCCGACUAUCUCCAGACUCUCUUGCCAUUGCUGGCAUGUGCGGUGUCUCUCUUGCUUCUACUUCACCAAUUCCUUUGGCAAACGACGAUACGAUUUCACAACCGAUCUCGAGAUCUUCUUGUUGACACCAGCGAGGAUGAGCCUGAGUCUGGCGAUGAAGACGAUGAUAGCCUAGCCAGACUGACGCUGCAGAAGACAUACUCUCAUGGAGGACACUCAACGAAGGAUGUAAACAAACCUACAGGCGAAGUCUUCAUGGUCACAUUUGAAUUCCUACUGCUGUCCGCACAACUUGCCGUAAAUGUUGCAGCCCUUUUGAACACAUCGGACCGAAAAAGAAGGACUUGGACAGCAGAGACCGCCGUGUGGGCUUAUCUCCUAGUCAUUGCUGGGGCACGUCUGGUCUCUUCCACAACGAAGUGGCAAAGCCCUCUCAAAGGCCUCUGGAAUCACAGUUCAGCGCUGUACAUCGUCCAAUGGCUUUGCCAAGUUUGGGUGUUCCGUUCUGUUCUUGUCCACCGCCCUGGGCAACCUUCUCAGAUCCUGACAAUAGUGUCGUUUGCGAUCACGUGUACGCUUGUCGUACUUGCUCUCACAGCUCGAAAGGGAAACAAAGGUGUUUUGCUGGAGUAUGAAGGUGACAUCGAACCGUCUCGAGAGCCGCUCGCCAGCGUCCUGUCCCUCGCAACGUUUACUUGGGUCGACCCGAUCGUCUGGAAAGGAUUCAAGAAGACGUUGGAGCUCGCUGAUGUCUGGAAUCUGGCUUUGGAAGACAAGGCAGAGACUGUACUAGCCCAGUUCCGGCAGAUUCGAAAGACUCACUCGCUAGCUGUCCGACUCCUCCUGCACUUUAAGACUCAGAUUUUAAUCCAGGGUGCAUGGUGUAUGCUGGCCAGCGUCUUCAUGUUUCUUCCAACCCUUCUCUUGAAGGCCGUUCUGGAAUACCUGGAAAACACAGACACAGUUCCCGUUAGUGCUGCGUGGCUGUAUGUCAUCCUUCUUUUCGCCACAGGAGCUGUUCAAGCAGUUGGCGAUGGUCAAGGCCUGUGGAUCGGUCGAAAAAUCUGCAUUCAACUACGUGCUAUUAUCAUUGGCGAGAUAUACUCCAAGACUUUGAGACGGAAGGCGGCGGCAACCACUGAUACAAAGCUUGGAGAAGAAGCUGCUCGAAAGGAAGGAAGUUUCUGGGCAAAGAUCGGGUCGCUUUGCAGAGGAAGGGGCCGAAAACAGCAGAAUGCUGCGUCUGACGCCAAUUCUAAGAAGUCCACGGGAUCUCAAGCCAACAACGGCACCAUCAUUAACUUGAUGUCCAUUGAUUCCUUCAAAGUGGCCGAAGUCUGUGCCUAUCUCCAUUUUCUCUGGGCGGCGGUACCCGUCCAACUGGUUAUGGCUGUGAGCCUGCUAUACAACGUCCUUGGCUUCAGCUCUUUCGUUGGAAUAUUCGUGAUGAUCCUUAUCUUGCCACUCAACCUCUACAUCGCACAUUCGUUCCAGGCGGCACAGAAACGGAUCAUGGCAGCCACUGAUGGCAGAAUUCACGUCACGAAUGAAGUUCUCCAAAACAUCAGAAUCAUCAAAUACUUCGCCUGGGAGCAGCGUUUCCAAAACAAUGUGAACGAGAAAAGACAAGUCGAGCUCUCUGCCUUAUGGCGCAAAUACGUUUUGUGGGCAUCUGCAGCUACCAUCUGGAGUGGUGUCCCGAUUCUGAUCACUUUUGUUUCGUUUCUCAUGUACACGCGAGUCGAGAAGCGACCGCUGGUGCCCUCCAUCGCCUUUCCAGCCUUAUCGAUGUUCUCUCUACUUCGGAUUCCAUUGGACCAGCUUGCCGACAUGGUAGCUCACGUUCAAGAGUCCAAGGUAUCGGUUGAUCGAGUUGAGCAGUUCCUAGAGGAGGCAGAAACAGAGAAAUAUCUGCAAUUGCGCCAGAGCAGACGAAGAAGCCUACCGACCACCCGCAUUGCGCUUGAAAAUGCUACCUUAACUUGGGGAACAACCGACGAAGACGUGAGCGAGGCAUUCAGACUUAUCAACAUGAGCGCCGAGUUCUCUAUUGGUCAGUUGAAUGUCAUCGCUGGACCGACGGGAGCCGGCAAGACCUCUCUUUUAAUGGCAUUGUUGGGGGAAAUGCAACUGCUCAGCGGUGCUGUUUACAUCCCGGGUGGAUCUGUACGACAAGAUCUGCGCCCUGACCCUGUGACGGGGCUGACUGAGAGUGUGGCAUAUUGCGCACAGCAGGCGUGGCUGGUCAAUGCGACAAUCAAAGAGAAUAUUCUCUUUGCCAGUCCCUAUGAUGAAGAUCGCUACCAUGAGGUCAUUUCAAUUUGUGCUCUGGAACGUGAUCUAGAGAUCCUGGACGCUGGUGACCAGACUUUGGUUGGUGAGAAGGGAAUCACUUUGUCAGGAGGUCAGAAGCAGCGAAUAUCGCUUGCGCGAGCGAUGUAUUCGAAUUCGAAGCACAUACUUCUCGAUGACUGUCUUAGUGCUGUCGACGCUCACACCGCCAAGCACAUCUUCGAAGAGGCUCUGACUGGAGAUCUGAUGGCCCACCGAACUUGUAUCCUGGUCUCGCACAACGUGGCACUUACGGUCCCACUUGCGAGUUGGGUGGUUGUCCUCGACAACGGUAAGAUCGUGGCUCAAGGAACGCCGCAAGAAAUUAUCGAAAGCGGCACGCUCGGGGAUGAACUCUUCAAGUCACGUCCUGUUUCAAGGACCAACUCCAGACCGCCGUCCCGCACACCGUCCAACCUCGAAGAAGAGCGAUCACAUUUGUCUGGAAGAAAUACAAACGGUACCGCCGACCCAAGCGGGAAGGCAACCAAUAAAGGCAGGCCGAAGACGAAUAAGCCCGAGAAACAAUUCAUCGAUCACCGGAUUGAAGCAAAAGCCACAGGAAGUGUGAAAUGGUCAACAAUCCAGAUGUAUCUUAAGGCGAUGGGCCCUUGGUACUAUUGGAUUUUCGCUGCGUGGGGAUUCAUAGCAACACAAUUGGGUUCAGUCGCGACAAACUUGUGGAUCAGACAGUGGGCCAACGCCUACCACGUCCGCGGUGUGCAUACGACACAUGCAGCCGUAAAUGCCUUUCAGGAUGUGAAGGCGAUGGGAGCAACAUCGAAUUUUGGAGGUUCAUAUGUUCAAAUGCCCCAAACAGCGCCAUCCUACGGCAUACCAUGGGUUGUCAAGUCAUUUUAUGAUGUCGACGAUGGCUACUAUCUUGGGAUAUAUGCCCUGAUUGGUGGUCUGUACGUUUUUAUCUGCUUUUCCCGAGAAAUCAUCCUGUUCUGGGGCUCUCGUCGCGCUGUAAGUCCUCGUCCUGUUUCAAUCCCCUUGGUCUUCGCAGGAGUUACCGGUCAAUGGGCAGCGUCAAUACGUGUGCGAGCUAACGGAUAUCUGCAGUCUUGGUGUCUGCAUGAGAGACUCUUGACAAGCAUUCUUCGCGCCAAAUUUCGCUUUUUCGAUUCGACGCCGCUCGGCCAGCUAACUAAUCGAUUCUCUAAAGACAUUCAAGCUCUGGACCAAGAAGUCGCUCCUGUGGCGAUUGGCAUGCUGCACAGCGCCGCCGCCGUCCUGACGAUUGUGGUCCUGAUUUCCGUCAUCACUCCUGGCUUCUUGAUCCCAGGUGUCUUCAUCACCAUCAUGUACAUACUAACCGGUCUCCUCUACAUCCGCUCGUCACGCGACUUGAAACGGAUCGAAGCAGUUCAGCGAAGCCCUCUGUUCCAACAUUUUGGGGAGACGUUGAGUGGAGUGGUCACGAUUCGGGCCUAUGGAGAUGAGUCGAGAUUCAUCGAGGACAGCCAAUUGAAGGUCAACACACACAACCGCCCAUUCAUCUACUUGUGGGCUACUAACAGAUGGCUCGCAUUUCGGAUCGAUAUUGCGGGGGCACUGGUGUCUUUCUUUUCAGCCAUGUUCGUGGUCAUUAACGCUGGCCGCAUUGACCCUGGCGCUGCAGGGUUGGCACUAUCUUAUGCUAUCACUUUCACCCAAAAUGUUCUGUGGCUGGUGCGCCUAUAUGCUGCCAAUGAACAGAACAUGAACGCCGUCGAACGAAUACAAGAGUACAUCGACGUCGAGCAAGAAGCACCUGCAAAUAUCCCGGAGACAAAACCUGCGGCGAAUUGGCCCAGUCACGGAGUUGUCGAGUUCAUCGGAUACAGCACGAGAUACCGACCAGAUCUAGAACCUGUACUAAGAAACGUGACUUUCAAGAUUGAAGCAGGGCACAAAGUCGGGAUUGUCGGGAGGACUGGUGCAGGCAAGAGCUCACUCGCGCUGGCAUUGUUCAGAGGCUUGGAGGCGGAGGAGGGCAAGAUCUUGAUUGAUGAUGUCGACAUUGGACUCAUCGGGCUUCAAGACUUGCGGGAAAACAUCACGAUCGUCCCCCAGGAUCCCACCCUCUUUUCCGGCACGCUAAGGAGCAAUCUGGACCCGUUUGAACUCUUCACGGAUGAAGAGAUCUUCACCGCCCUUCGACGAGUCCAGCUCAUCUCAGGGGCACAUAGUGGCUCAGAGCAGUCGGGUGCAACAACACCGCUUGAGGCCUCCAGCCGAUCACCAACAGUCCGGGGGGAUUCAAGUCCGCCGCAGAGUCAUGUCUCGCUGUCUGCGAAAGGGACCGUGAAAUCCGACUCGACCCUUGUCCACGUUGCCAGCAACAGCAAGGAAAACAAAAACAUUUUCCGAGACUUGUCUUCUCCAGUGGCUGAAUCUGGCUCGAACCUGUCUCAGGGCCAACGACAGCUGCUGUGUCUUGCUAGAGCAUUACUGAAGUCACCAAAAGUGCUAGUGAUGGAUGAAGCCACGGCAUCGAUCGACUAUGCGACUGAUUCCAAGAUCCAAGACACUCUACGAGAACUCCACAACAACACUAUAUUGACCAUUGCUCAUCGAUUGCAGACCAUUAUUGAUUACGAUCGAGUAUUGGUGCUUGACAAAGGAGAGGUAGUGGAGUAUGCUGAUCCCUGGGAGCUGCUGCAAAAGGAAGAUGGUCAUUUCAGAGCCAUGUGCCAAACGAGCGGCGACUUCGACACAUUGUAUGACUUGGCAAAGAAAUCGUGGCAGGAACGGCGAUUGAUCGAUGACUCUUGAUGUGCGUCCAAGGACUUUCUGUUAUGCAUGGUUGGGGUAAUUUGGGUACUAUGAGAUUCGGCGGGUGGGAGGAGCAAUUGCUUUCGCUGACUACUUAAGAGAUGAAUGGCUUCAGUCUGUACAUAUAUCUCUCGUCCCUGUAUAGUUGGGACUAGACAAUUGCGUGCCAUGAGCGAGUCAGUCUAAGUGGCACCGGUCUGGUCCAGAGACAACACUAUUGGCGACAAUAUAGACGACGCAAGAUCAAAAGCACAUACCAACCUCGCGCUUUCUGGC